GUUAAGUUGUGUCAGCAAUUGAAAUACCAGAAGAAGAAGAAUCAGAAACUCACGUGUGGACUGAAUAGAGAUGGGCAUGGAGAGAUGCUAAAAGGUUUCAUUAAGUGUACAUCAGCAAUAGUUAUUUAACCAGUGAGUUUCAUCAUGUCUUUUUUCUUAAAGAACAAAGGUAACGUGAAGGUUUCCAAAUCAAAGGAAAAACUACACGGCACUGGACGGAAGAGCGAUGGUGAUGGUGACAAACGAAACAAAUCCAAACUUAGUAAACGACUUAAUGAAGAAAUCUCCAGUGAAUCCGAGACAGAAAGUGACCCAGUUGGAAAGAAACAACGGGGAGAUGAUGAGGUAGAGAUCGAAGAGACUGCCCAGGAGAAGAAACUACGCUUAGCUAAAGGGUACCUUGACCAACUAAGAGAAGAGGAUGAGAAGCGAGAAGAGGAUGAUGCCUUUGAGUCAGACCUGGUUGCAGGAAGACUACAGGAAGAUGUGCUGGAACAGAGAGGGAAGCUACAACGACUUAUUGCAAAUGAUCUGGUGCCCCCAGAGGCUUCAGAGAUCCGCCUGCUGAGAGGCCACAAGCUCCCAGUCAUCUGUCUGGUCAUCACCCCCGACGACAAGCAGAUCUUCUCUGCAGCAAAAGACUGUUCCAUCAUCAAAUGGGAUGUGGAGAGUGGGAAGAAACUUCACAAAAUUGCAGGAGGCAGAAAGGGAACUGAGGACAGGCAUGUAGGACACACAGCCCAUGUUCUGUGCAUGGCCAUCUCGUCCGAUGGCAAAUACCUGGCUACGGGAGACAUGAAUAAGUUGAUAAUGAUUUGGGAGGCAGCCACGUGUAAGCAUGUGUACAAGUUCACUGGUCACAGAGGUCCAGUGUCUGGGCUGGCGUUCAGGAGAGGUACUCACGACCUGUACAGCGCCUCACACGAUCGCUCAAUCAAAGUGUGGAACGUGGAUGAGAACGCCUAUGUGGAAACUUUGUUUGGGCACCAGGACGUGAUCACGGGUCUAGACUGUCUGAGUCGUGAGCGCUGUGUGACAGCAGGGGGCCGUGACAGAACAGUACGCGUCUGGAAGAUAGCAGAGGAGUCCCAACUGGUGUUCCACGGACAUGAGAGCUCCAUAGACUGCAUCCAGCUUAUUAAUGAGGAGCACAUGGUAACAGGCGGCGACGAUGGCUCUGUGUCCAUCUGGUCGGUCAACAGAAAGAAGCCGCUGACCACUGUGAAGCGGGCCCACGGCAUGCGCGGGGACCCCGGGCUGGAGCAGCCCUGCUGGGUGUCUUCGGUGGCCGCCCUGCUCAACUCGGACACGGUCGCCUCAGGUGCCUCAGGUUCCCAUAAUUCCAACGUGCAGUUGUGGAAAUGUGGCCAAGGCUUCCGAGGUCUGGAGCCGCUCUUCAACAUCCCAAUGGCUGGAUUUGUGAACAGCUUAAAAUUUGCAAAUUCUGGAAAGUUCCUUGUGGCAGGAGUGGGGCAGGAACACAGGCUUGGCCGAUGGUGGAGAGUAAAGGAAGCUAAGAAUGGAUUGUAUAUUAUACCUUUGAAGAGGAAAGAUCCAGAAUUAAUAACAGCUCCAGAAAUGGAAACCGAGCAGGAGGAACGUUGAGGACCAGUGCUGUGAACGUGUUUGUGUAUGUUUGUAUGAAUGGAGAACUCAUUCUAGAGAGCUUUAUUUGUUUAUUAAUUUGUUCACAUUUGCAUUUGUAAAUUACAUACAGUAUGGAAUGCUUAGAAUUAAAUUUUUAUGUUAAUCAUGG
Molecule: messenger RNA, 1756 nt
Organism: Clupea harengus (Atlantic herring)
Lineage: Eukaryota; Metazoa; Chordata; Actinopteri; Clupeiformes; Clupeidae
Gene: rrp9
Product: ribosomal RNA processing 9, U3 small nucleolar RNA binding protein
Cellular component (GO): small-subunit processome
Molecular function (GO): U3 snoRNA binding; protein binding
Source: RefSeq, a predicted model, not a curated record